AAUAAUAAUAAUAAUAAUAAUCAUGUGCUCAGUAAUGACUAGAUUCAAGAGGUAUUUUCUUGAGUUCUAGUGAGAAGCCAUAACCAACCUUCAUACAAUCAUUGUCAACCCAAUGUGGAGAAUUAUAACCGAAUGGAAACUAAAUUUUAAAAUAAUUUGACUAUUAUGAUAUAACUUCAUACAAUGAACAGUUUGAAAACAUUAUUUUCCAGACAAUAUAGUUACUUCUUUGGGCAAUUCAAAAUAGUUUUAUACUUUCUUACAAGAUGAUUUAUUGAAUUUAGCCAAUCAGAAUACAUUAGGCAAAGUUAUAUAUCUGUCUAAUCAUAACUCACUUACUAACUGACUGAUCAUGUAAUUCUAAAUAACAUAGAUUAGUUUCAGUCAAUAAACUCAAUUUUAUUAUACUUAUGAUUAAGUAACCAAUCAGAUAUUUACAUUCAUAUACUUUGGUUAACAUAAAUUGAAAAAAUUCAGAAAGUAUGAGACAGUUUCUCUUGAUUCCACUUCACUAUACAAGAAUGUCUAGUUCAAUGGAGGAGUUAAGAUAUUUAGCCAAUAAAUACCAGGUGGAUAUGGAUUCCAUCGAUUUCGCCAUAAAAUUAGACGAACAUGAUUUACUACACUCAUAUCAAUCAGAAUUUUAUUUACCAGACUAUAAAGAAGUAAUGAAAACAAUUCAAUCCAAUUUCACUGAAUCCAAUCCAUCUUUAACUGAUCUAAACGAUGAAAAUAAUUCAAAGAAAAUUAUAUACUUUUGUGGAAAUUCCAUGGGAUUACAACCAAAACGUUUACAUGCCUAUUUAGAUGGCAUAUUAAAUCAAUGGAGAAAUUUAGGUGUAUUAGCUUAUCAUUAUGGUGAAUUACCAGCAUCACAUUGUGAUCAACAAUUAUCGAUUGAUUGUGCUCAAUGGAUUGUUAACUCUAAACCAAAUGAAGUUACUAUUACUUGUAAUUUAACAGUAAAUAUGCAUACAUUAAUUGCAAAAUUCUAUAGACCAAAAGGUAAGAGAUGCUGUAUACUAAUUGAAGAUGGAAUCUUUCCAAGUGAUUAUUAUGUACUUGAAUCACAAAUAAAUUGGCAUGGUUUAAAUCCAAAUAAUUGUAUUAUUAAACUAAAACCACGUAUUAAUGAAUAUUGUUUAAGAAAUGAAGAUAUUUUACAAGAAAUUCAAAAAAAUCAACAUAGAAUUGCAUUGAUUUGGUUACCAGGAAUACAAUAUGUUACAGGACAAUUAUUUAAUAUGAAAUUAAUUACUGAAUGGGGUCAUCAAUAUUGUAAAUGUCCAGUAGGAUGGGAUUUAGCACAUGCUGUUGGUAAUAUUCCUUUAUAUUUACAUGAUUGGGAUGUUGAUAUGGCUGUAUGGUGUUCAUAUAAAUAUUUAAAUGGUAGUCCCGGUGCUAUUGGAGGAUUGUUUAUUCAUGAAAAACAUCAUCAUCAAGAAUCAAGUUAUGGACCGAAAUUUAAUGAAUUCAACAAUAUUAGUAGUAGUGAUAAUACAAUAAUUAAUGAUAUAUCUGGUCCUCAACUGACCGGUUGGUGGAGUCAUAGAACUGAAACACGAUUCAAUUAUACUGGAAAUAUGGAAUUAGCGAAAGGUGCCGAUGCCUAUCGAUUGUCAAAUCCACCAUUAUUAUUAGCUGCAGCUUUAACAGUUAGUAUCAGUAUUAUUAAAUCAUGUGGUGGUAUGAAUAAUUUAAGGGAGAAAUCAAUCAAACUAACUAAUUACCUUGAAUAUCUAAUUACACAGAGUUCAUUAGCUCUAAAUAGUGAUCGAUAUUGUAUAGUUACACCAUCGAGUUCAGAGGAACGUGGAGCACAGUUAACAUUGUAUUUUAAUCAUGUGAAGGUUGAGAAACUAUAUGAAAAUCUAUUGAGAUUAGGUGUAAUAUGUGAUUACAGACUACCAAAUUUCCUACGUAUUACACCGAUACCAUUGUAUAAUAGUUUUGAAGAUGUUUAUAUGUUUGUAAAAUAUCUUCGUCAAGCGUUGUAUGACACUGAAUCAGUUUAAUUUAUAUAUAUUUGUUUUAAAAAUACAAAGGAAUCAAAUAAAACCUUCAUAUUCUUUUUGUUUUCUGUAAAAAUUUAUUACCGGUCUCUGUGACAGUUUAUUUGAUACGUAAAAUCAGUUAAAUUGGUAUCCCACUACUUCUCCAUGCCUCAUUGACCUAGCUCAUAUUAGUAUACUGAGCUUUAGGCCACAACGCUUCAGUGAGUAGUAGCAAUGAUAGCUGACCACCCAAACCGAAAUAGAUUAUGCGAGAGUCAUAAUUACCACGUAUCGAGUUUGAAUAGUGAUUGGAUUUCAUUGGGGAAUUUGUUUCUAUUUCACAUCUUUACUCGACAGUAAAUUUUUAGUGUUGGCGGUAUGUAAUAUAUGUAGUAGAAAGGGUUUAGCCGAGUUUUGAUGACUCAUUUCUCCACAAAGUUUGUGUUAGUGAUGUUGUUUUCUUCUUCUGUACACCUCAUUGAAGAAAUGUAUCAAACAGAGAAGACUUAAAGCUUUGAGUAGCACUAGGUGUAAAGUUAAUAUUGGCUUGGAACUCUUCACCAAAGCAAAUUCACAAUUCCAUACAACGUAGAAAUCCGAAUCUUCAAGUCUUGAGGUGUGUUCUGUUUACUUGAAGUUCUCAGUUGGCAUGUAAUGUUUUAUAUCGCUGAAUUCAUUUGACACACCAUGUGGUGUUAAGAUUAUCCGAUUCUCUCAACUAUCUAUUUGUCUUACUUCUGAUCUGAUCUAAACCUAAUCUUUACAAACUUUCUGUUGAUAAGUCAAAUUUGCGAUCACUAGUAAUGAAUGUUAAGAUGGAUUUCUCAAGUUAUUACUGAGAAGCUAUGUUUAGACACGCCAGAAGUGAUAUAUUUGUUAUAUAUAGUGUUUAAUCAUGAUUAUGGUGCAUUAAAAGCUUAAAAAUAUUGCAGAACUGAAGAUCCCACACUGUUAUUGAGGUACAAAUGUAAACUAAAUAAGCUGUGCUAUGGAGUUUGGUUGUAGCUUAUAUUAAUUCUUUACGGUUUGAUUGUUUUAGAGAAAAGCAAUCAAUGAACCACAGAGUCAAAUUAGAACCAAAUUUAGGAUUAAUUAAUAUUCAAAGGCUAGAUGACUUUAAAUGAUACAUUUAUGUACAAGGCGUUAAAAAUCCGACACUUAUGUAUUUUCUUUGAUGUUUAUGUAAUAUCUUACCUUUGAGAAGAGAAGGGAAUCAACAAAAUGGUAUCAUGGUUUUAUAGUCUGUGCUGUAUCUAACGUUCCUGAUAAUGAAAACUUAAUGACACCUGUCGAUUGUAUGGCUUUUAUUUUAAUGGUAUGUUCGCGUGUAAUUAUAUAAAUAGAUGGAAAUCAUUUAAUGUAACAGUAUUCAUGUAAAAAAUACAGCAUAUUUAUGAUUGAAAGUGUUAUAUCCUAGGGAAAAAGUAAGUACGGAUAACUUACGGGACCUAUAAAUGGACUAUUAUUCUGUAUAUAUUCCUAUUGUAUAACUAUUCAGUAACUAGAUUAUGUAUAUCUAUAUUCAUUUUAUUAUAGGCUUCAUUUUGAUCUAUUAAUUAUUAUUAUACGAUUUACUGUU
Schistosoma rodhaini is the source of this 3573-nucleotide messenger RNA. The record is from the annotation of a GenBank genome assembly. Lineage: Eukaryota; Metazoa; Platyhelminthes; Trematoda; Strigeidida; Schistosomatidae.